GAGAGCAACUUCGCAAGCUCCUGCUCGAGCACGGGGAUUUCAAGAAGGUAGAGGGGGUACUUCAGCGCUGGUACGAGCAAAAGAAGGUCGAGAAAGAGGGUGGCGGAUAUUGUACCAAAGAGCGGUUGAUGCAGGUAAAGGAAUCGGGGAACAGGGUUAGCUUCGAGAGCUCGUUCAGUAUGGAUGUGCCUCAGCUACAUGAACUGGACCCUGAGUGUUCCCUGUUGGAUGCCCAGAACGAAAGCUUCUUCAAUGACGAUGCAGGGAAGGCUGAACAGACCAACGAUGCUGAAGCUACCGCGCAGGCUGGCGCAUCCUUCAAGAAGCUCGG
Messenger RNA from Symbiodinium pilosum, 331 nucleotides. NCBI's taxonomy places the organism in Eukaryota, Dinophyceae, Suessiales, Symbiodiniaceae. The record is from the annotation of a GenBank genome assembly.